UUGGUUGUGAUAUGGCGAAGCGUCUCUUACAGUUGGUUACACGGUAGUACUCGCUACCUUUUUUUCAUUUCCCUCUCAAUCAAAAUCCAUGGCAAAUCCAUGGAUUCGAACAACCUGAAGUACACCCUUCUCCUGUUCUGUGUUGUAGUCGGACAGUUCAGGGAAUCGCUGGCUGUUGGCUGUUUUUCUGGGGCAGACUGUGAUGUUGGCGAAUACUGCAACCAUGCCUUUCGAUGUCAAAGGGAAAUAAUUUUUGACCCAGAUUACCCAUCCUACCACAGACAACAGUCACAAGAAAGAGUCCAUAAUUUUAAUGAUUAUCCACAAAGCUUCGAUGACAGAAGAGAGGUUGCAGCAGGUCAGGAGGAUGACUCGGAAUGGAUGGAUGAAUAUGAGUACAAACUUGAAAAAGGGGAGAGAAAUUUGAGACUUAAUGUACCUUUAGCAAACAAUGAUGAUCACCACAAUAGUAGAAUUUUUCAUGAAGACCAUGGGCCUUUACCACCAGAGGUCCCUGUGAAUUGGGACAAGAUCAACAGCAAAAAUGGGGGAAACUUUAGAUCAGAUAAGAGACAUCAAAAGACUGCUGAUUAUGACAGUUAUGAUAAUUUCAAAGCAAGGAGACUUAUACGACAUAGACAAGAUUCCAGUAGUGACACUGUAGGAAGUAGACAUGAUAUUAAAGAUUCCUCCCAAGGAAAUGCCAAACCCAAUGUAGGAAGGUCAUCCAAGAAAAGCUCUGUUUUCAACUCAGAGGGAAACAGUGGAGUGAGGUCUGAGGAGAAAUCAGAGGAUGCAAAUUCUUAUAUUGGUGAAAAGAAGGUAUCACAUGUACCCCUCGCAACUGGGAUGGAUUCAAUAGUGGCAGACAAUUCCCAUCUCCAAGGGAACCAGUUACAGACAGAAAAAGCGGCUUUUACAGAAGAGGCAGCAGCAGCAGACACCAAGGUUGGUGCAGGAAAGGUCAUGGUGAAGGGAAAAGUCCAACAAGUCAAAGCUGACAUUGAUCAGGGGCCAAAUCCAGAGAAGACUUACAAGCGAGUGGAAGAUUUCUUUCAGUCUCAGAGAGAAAGCUCUAUUGUUGAAGUUCCAAAUUCUGUCAAGAAAGAAGAGGCUUCAAAGUUGUUCAAGGACAACUUUAUACCUGUAAAAGAAGAUGGUAGUGACCAGAUAAACAAGGAGCAAGAUGAUUCCCCUUUGCACAAGGAUGGAGAAAUAAAGCUGUCUCUGAACAGAAACAUAACCACAUCCCAAGCCAAAUUACUUGCCGCAGCACUUCAGAAUGCGCUUUGGAACAAUGCACCAUCCCCCAUGUUUACUGUGAUGAAAGUUGAAGAUUCCAAUGUCCAUGUAAGGAUGGCACAGACAAAGUACACACUUGAAAAACCCGAGGAUGUUGCAGAAAGGAUUAAAAAAGAGCCCAGUGUUAAGAGUGAUGUUGCCCAGAACAGUGGGUUAGAGAUUGUUUCAGCUGAUUUUGAAGAUGCCUCGAACAAGGAUGUGAAGGGACAACCUCAGAGGUCUGUGGAAACUCAGCAACCAAAGUAUUUCCUUAUAACGAUCAUUGUUGUGGGCUGUGUGACUGGAGUGAUUCUGACAGCAGUUGCAAUUUAUCUCAUAAUGAGAAGGCAUAAUGAAGCAAACUUCAAACCAGUCACUCUUCCUGGCCAAGAAGCAGCUGCUGAUUACCAGGAACUGUGUCGUCAACUGCGAGCAACACAAGGGUGGGACAGUACACCAGCAAAGACCACACAUUUACAGCAUGGAGAAAAGGAGAAAGGACUGGGAAGUGGAAGAGCACCUAAAUACUCCUGGAGUGAAGAGCCUGUUGUACCCAACAUGGACAUUUCUACUGGACAUGUUGUUUUGUCCUACAUGGAAGACCAUCUUAAAAACAAAGACAGGCUGAAUAAAGAAUGGGAGGCGUUGAAAACAUAUGAAGCUGAGCCUAACAGCAGGGAAGUUGGAAAGCUGGAGAAGAAUGCAAGAAAGAACCGUUACAGUGAUGUUUUGCCCUGUAAGUAUUACUUAAGCUUGUGUGUCAUUGGCUUAUUUCUAUCAAUGCAAACGGACCAUGAUCCCAAGAAUCCUACCUAUAUUGCAACCCAGGGACCUGUGGCUCACACUGUAUCAGACUUCUGGCAGAUGGUGUGGGAACAAGGUGUUGUUGUCAUUGUUAACCUGACAAAACUUUCAGAUCUUGGACUGCCACAAUGUCACAGAUAUUGGCCUGAAGAGCAGCAACCAAUUGUAACCUAUCGCAUUUAUGAGGUUCACCUUGUCUCUGAACAUAUAUGGUGUGAAGAUUACUUAGUACGAAGUUUCUACUUGAAAAACCUAAAGACUAGUGAAACAAGAACAGUCACCCAAUUUCAUUUCCUUACUUGGCCUGAUCUUAAUGUUCCUUCAACACCAAAGCCUCUUCUGGAAUUCAGAAGGAAAGUGAACAAAUGCUUCAGAGGCCGAGCCUCUCCUGUCAUUGUACACUGCAGUGGAGGAGUUGGAAGGACUGGAACCUACAUACUGAUUGAUAUGGUGCUGAACAAGAUGAUGAGAGGAGCCAAAGAAAUUGACAUUGCAGCCACUGUAGAGCAUCUCCGUGACCAACGCCCUUCCAUGGUUAAAACUAAGGCUCAGUUUGAAUUUGCCUUGACAGCUGUUGCAGAAGAGGUGAAUGCAAUCUUGCAAGCUCUUGCCAAGUGAUGAUCAGUGACUGGAAAAAGAAGUAUUAUAUCAAUUUAAUUUAGUAAUUUGGGAAUUUCACUCUGUUGAGUUAGGUCUAAAAAGGCCAGGCAACCAGGCAACUACUUUUUGUGAAUUUGGUGGUGAGCUGUUUGUUUUGACCAAAAAAUUUCUUCAUAUCUUUGUUUAUAUGAUUUUUAUGACUGAAAAAAGGUGAAAGGUAUCAUUUUAGUGAUAACAAAUUUUGUUGACCCAGAAAGUACGAAUUUUUUCAUGUUUUGAGACAGAGCCCUAUUAAC
Messenger RNA from Pocillopora damicornis (cauliflower coral), 2981 nucleotides. RefSeq names its product receptor-type tyrosine-protein phosphatase N2. Gene Ontology annotation, biological process: protein dephosphorylation; regulation of secretion. Gene Ontology annotation, molecular function: protein tyrosine phosphatase activity. NCBI's taxonomy places the organism in Eukaryota, Metazoa, Cnidaria, Anthozoa, Scleractinia, Pocilloporidae. Gene Ontology annotation, cellular component: secretory granule; synapse. The record is from RefSeq and is a predicted model, not a curated record.